Molecule: messenger RNA, 3493 nt
Organism: Durio zibethinus
Lineage: Eukaryota; Viridiplantae; Streptophyta; Magnoliopsida; Malvales; Malvaceae
Source: RefSeq, a predicted model, not a curated record
ACCAAAAGAUUUAAAUAGAAAUCCAAUUUAAAAUGAGCCAUGUCUACAAAGUUAGGGAUAACCCGGUCAGUCCCAAAACCCUGAGUAAACCCUGGGCACGUCAUCUUCCUUUCCACAGCAGCUAUUUUUUCUUCUCUCGAAGCUACAAUCCCGCCUGCCUUAUGAGCCAACUCUUAAAAUUUCCCCCAACGAUUUUCGAACCCAGAGAACUAUCAAUCUUCUUUAUCUCGCAACCCAUUCGAAUCGAAGUAUCCUAAUUCUAUCUUUUAACUGUUUGCAAAUUGAGCUGUUUCCUAACGAAGUUCCAUUGCUGCAACCCAGCUCUUCUCCUUCCGAUGUUGGGACAGUCCUUGCGGAAGAUACGACCUGCAUUUUGGACCUUUUCGAGUUACUCUCCUACUGCUGCAAAAGAGCAGAUGCACUAUGCUCUUGCCCAAUUAACAUCCAGUUCAUCUGAUGAGCAAGAAAUCGUCAGUGCCCCAAAUAUGAAUCAUUACAGAGACCAAUUCGUGGAAUUACAUAGAGUUGAGGUUGUUCAAACUUUAAAUAUUUUAAGAAAACAACCUGAUAGGGCUCUGUCAUUUUUUAACCAAUUGAAAGAAGAUGGGGUUUCUCAUGAUAUAUGUACGUACGCUGCUAUAGUAAAAACAUUGUGUUAUUGGGGUUGGGAUAGGAAAUUGGAUUUGAUGUUGUUGGAAAUCAUUAGAAAAGAGAAGCGUUUAGGUUUCGAAAUUAUGGAUUUGUUUGAAGCUCUUGAAGAGGGCCUUGAGGGAGAAGACUCAAACCUUUUGGUUCGAUUGUCCAAUGCAGUGGUGAAGGCAUAUGUUAGUGUUGAAAUGUUUGAUGAAGUUAUUGAUAUCUUGUUUCAAACUAGAAGGCGUGGAUUUGUUCCACAUAUAUUUUCAUUUAAUUUUCUUAUGAAUCGUUUGAUUCACUGUGGGAAAGUUGAUAUGGCUGUAGCUAUUUAUCAACAGUUGAAGAGACUUGGAUUGAAGCCAAACGAUUAUACUUAUGGCAUUCUAAUUAAGGCACUUUGCAAAAAGGGUAGUUUGGAGGAAGCUGUUGACGUUUUCCGAGAGAUGGAUGAAGCAAAAGUUAUACCAAAUGCCUUUGCAUACACAACUUAUAUUGAAGGGCUUUGUAUGCAUGGUAGGACAGAUUUGGGUCAUGAAGUGCUUAAAGCAUGGAGGGAUGCAAACAUUCCUUUAGAUGCCUUCGCUUAUUGUGUUGUGAUUAAGGGCUUCUGUAAUGAGAUGAAAUUGAAAGAAGCGGAAGAUGUUUUAUUUGAGGCAGAAAAGCAUGGGGUUGUUCAUGAUGUGUUUCUUUAUGAUGCCUUAAUAAGAGGAUACUGCAAAUGUGGGAAUAUAAUAAAAGCUUUGGCUGUUCACGAUGAAAUGGUGUCAAAGGGUAUCAAAACAAACUGUGUGAUUGUGACCUCAAUUCUUGAAAGCCUGUGUCAGAUGGGCCUGAAUUUUGAAGCUGUAAAUCAAUUUAAGGAGUUUAAGGAUAUUGGGAUAUUUCUUGAUGAGGCUUGUCAUAAUGUAGUGGCUGAUGCUCUCUGCAAGGUAGGUAAAGUGGAUGAAGCUGUAGAAUUGCUUGAUGAGAUGAAGGAUAAAAAGAUUUCCCCUGAUGUUAUUAACUAUACCACUUUGAUCAAUGGAUAUUGUCUUCAAGGUAAACUUGAAGAUGCAUUGAACUUGUUUGAGGAGAUGAAGGAGAAUGGUCUCAAGCCUGAUAUUGUUUCUUACAGUGUCCUUGCUGGGGGUUUAGCUAGAAAUGGCCUUGCACAAGAGGCUGUCAAUCUUUUGAAUUAUAUAGAGGCACAAGGUUUGAAACGUAACACUAUCAUACACAACAUGAUCAUUAAAGGCUUAUGUAUAGGUGGUAAGGUGAAGGAAGCUGAAGCUUUCUUAGCUAGCUUGCCGGAAAAGUGUUUCGAAAAUUAUGCUGCCUUACUUGAUGGUUAUUGUGAAGCAAGCCUCACAAAAGAAGCCUUUGAAUUAUUUGUCAAGCUGUCUAAGCAGGGAUUUCUAGUGAGGAAGGCUUCUUGCUCAAAACUCCUUAGUUGUCUUUGCAUGGAUGGUGAUAAUGAUAAAGCUCUUAUGCUACUUAAGAUAAUGUUCUCUUUGAAUGCUGAACCUACCAAAUUAAUGUACAGGAAACUCAUUGGUGCAUUUUGUCAGGCAGGAAAUUUGAGAAAGGCCCAGCUGUUGUUUGAUAUUAUGAUUGAGAAAGGGCUAACACCUGAUCUAGUUAUCUACACAAUAAUGAUAAGUGGCUACUGUAAGGUGAAUUUUUUGGAGGAAGCCUUGGAUCUUUUCAAUAAUAUGAAGGAGAGAGGGAUUAAACCUGAUGUUAUCACUUAUACGGUCUUGCUUAACGGCCAUACAAAAAUAAAUUUGAGGUCUCUUUCUAGUCCUGAUGCAACACACAACAAAAACAAGACAACAAUGGAUGCUUCAACUUUUUGGAGUGAAAUGAAGCGCAUGGGGGUGAAACCUGAUGUUGUUUGUUAUACUGUUUUGAUUGAUCAGUACUGUAGGACAAACAAUCUUCAGGAUGCAAUUAGGAUCUUUGAUGAAAUGAUUGAUACAGGAUUGGAACCUGAUAACGUGACAUAUACGGCUCUUAUAUCUGGUUAUUGUAAAAGAGGACAUGUAGAGAAGGCUGUAACCCUUGUUAACGAAAUGUCAAGUAGGGGCAUACAGCCAGAUACCUGUACCAUGUCAACUUUGCACCGUGGUAUCUUGAAAGCCAAGAUAGUUUUGAGAAGUAAGGACCUCUGUGACUCAAGUGGUUGAUAUAUCUAAAGCAUUUGUCCGCUCAAAUGUUUCAAGGUACAUUGAAUGGUAGAAUAUCACUGAGCCUUCUUCAUUGUAUUCUGUCUUGCAGAGUGGAAAUACUCAUACAAGACUUUUUAUCUUAUCUGUACAUUGAAAGUGUCUUACUAAUAUGUAGCAGGCCAAGGAAAGCUUUCUCAGUACACAAGUAGAACUCUUUUGCUUUGUCAGGACUCGGGCAUUUAAAAUGAUACAGCUGGGGGAUUUGAAACUGCCGAAGGCUUUACUUUAUCCUGAGCUUUCGUAUUCAGGAGCACACUGAUAAUGGAGGAAGAGAGAUGAACUCCUUAAAACUUAAGGUUGAAGAAAUUAAUUUGCUCCAUGGAACAGCAUGCCGCUUCUGAGAAGAUUACGGGGAUUGCUCGAUGCUUCAGCUUCUUUCAGGAACUUCUUAGAUGAUAAAGCUGCUCCACCUUGAUGCUCACAAGUUUUUGAGAAGAGUAGCACGUUCAAUAUCGAGUGAUCUUGGUACUGGUCCAAUCCACAGAGACGUUCUUCAGUUUUGACACAACUGCAGCAUCCUUUAGUGGUUAUUUUUUCUGCUUUGCUGAGCUUAUUACACCAUUCUUUUCUCAACUCUGGGUGAAACAAGUCAAGUGCUAAUCCUUUUUCAUCAGAUGUAGCAGUUCGUUUCCAGAUCAGAGAUCCUCAUU